Messenger RNA from Paramecium tetraurelia, 1428 nucleotides. RefSeq lists its product as uncharacterized. Gene Ontology annotation, molecular function: calmodulin binding; calcium/calmodulin-dependent protein kinase activity; calcium-dependent protein serine/threonine kinase activity. Gene Ontology annotation, biological process: peptidyl-serine phosphorylation; intracellular signal transduction; protein autophosphorylation. NCBI's taxonomy places the organism in Eukaryota, Ciliophora, Oligohymenophorea, Peniculida, Parameciidae. The transcript has 5 exons. Gene Ontology annotation, cellular component: nucleus; cytoplasm. The record is from RefSeq and is a predicted model, not a curated record.
AUGUCAGCAGACCCUAUUUAUGCAGAAAUGCCUUUUGAUCAGGGAGAUUGCUUUCAACUGAAUAAGAACCUAUUUAAGGAUGAAUACAAUAUUAUUGAUCCCAACCCAUUUCUGACUACUGAAUACGGAAUUUAUCAGUGGUGCUAUUGCAAAAAAACUGAUUCUCGAAAGUUAGUUAAAACUAUAAGAAAGUCCACAGAUCCAAAAUCGGAUGAGCCAGUUUUGAUCUUGAAUAACAUACACACCAUGCAAUACUUAGAUCAUCCAAAUAUUGCCAAGAUGAUGGAAUAUUUCAAUGAAACUGAGUACUACUACAUCAUUUAUGAGGACUACGUAGGUGGCAAUCUCUUAAGCAAGAUGAUAAACAAGGGAGGAAACCCAGAACAAAUGGCUGCCGUCAUUAUAGAGUAAGUGUUAAGUACCUUUGUAUAUUUACAUUCAAAAAAUAUCAUUUAUCGUUUUCUAAAUCAUAACGCCCUUUUUUGCGAUGAUUAGCUUACAAUUACGUUUUUGGAAUUCGGAGCAGCCAAAAGAAUUCAACAUCCCAUCCAAUUAGCAAUUGGAGAUCAACACUAUCAAUCUCCCGAGAUGAUAAACGGAUUUUAUAGUUUCAAAACUGAUAUAUGGUCAGCUGGAGUAUUGUUGCAUUUUCUGCUUUCUGGAGCAAUGCCUUUUGAUGGCAUUAUGACAUAAUCGAUUAAAAAUUCAAUCAUGAGAGGCAUUGUCAAAUUGGAGGAUACAUUUGAUUGGGAUAAAAUCCCUGAGGCCAGAGAAUUCGUACAAAAACUACUAAACUUUUCAUAAAAUCAAAGACCCUCUGCAUCUGAUGCUCUAAAGGAUAGAUGGAUUGUAAGGGCAAAAUAAAAAAAGUAAGCAGUGAAAAUGAAUCCUGCAUUGACCAAUCUUCGCAAAUUUUAGAAAUGUGAGGUCUUAGUGGAAGCCAUUAUAAUGUAAAUAGUAUAAAUGACUCUAACUUAAGACCAAAAGAGAGAGAUCUUCUAGAUAUUUUAAGAAUUUGACACUAAUAGAGAUGGUAAGAUUUCCACCUAAGAACUAAUUGAAGGAUAUAAAAAAUAUUAAACAAGUACUAAAUUGGAGGAUAAAGACAUUGAGAAACUGGUUUAGAAAAUAGAUUCAAAUGGGAAUGGUUAUCUAGAUUAUACAGAGUUCUUAUUAGCUUGUCAAGACAAGAAGAAAUUAUUGACAGUAGAGAAGUUGAAAAUGGUCUUCGCUUAAUUGGAUGUAGAUAAAGAUAAUGCAUUGUCAAUGAUUGAAAUGAGAAGAAUCUUUGGAGGUAAUAGAAUAAGUGAUAAGAAUUGGUCAAAUAUUCUACGCAAAAACAAUUUGUAGCAAAAAACAGUCUUAUCUGAAUAGGAGUUUUUGGAAUUCAUAAUCAAAACUAUCUAAAAUGGUCAUUCCUUCUAAUGA